Zootoca vivipara (common lizard) is the source of this 3257-nucleotide messenger RNA. RefSeq names its product AKT serine/threonine kinase 1 (gene AKT1). Gene Ontology annotation, molecular function: ATP binding; protein serine/threonine kinase activity. Lineage: Eukaryota; Metazoa; Chordata; Lepidosauria; Squamata; Lacertidae. Gene Ontology annotation, biological process: protein phosphorylation. The record is from RefSeq and is a predicted model, not a curated record.
CGCGCGAGUGACUCAAAGAGGGGAAAGGAAGGGAGGCUGGAGGAACUGGGAGCAGCAGCAAAAGCAGCAGCAGCGGCGGCGACCGCAACGGCAACGCGUCGAGCUCGCGACGCCCGGGCAGCAGCGCUGCUCCGAGGAAGCCCCGCGGGAGAGACCGGGAGCCGCCGGCCGCCUCCCCAUUCAUAGCCCUCGCAGGCGGGAGCUCAAUGGGCUGAUUCCCUGCAAGGAGUCGGCGGCGUCCGGCGGCGGCAGCAGCAGCAGCAGCAGCAGCAGCAGUCCGCCUAGGCCUCGACUCCGGCCAGCCGCUCCGCUUUGCACCCUCCCAGGCAUGAAUAGCUGAGAAAGGGGAAAGAGGAAGACGGGGAGAAAGAGCUCAAUUUCUGUGUACCGCUGUAGGCAAACGUCUGUCUGGCUUCCAUCGCUGGGUCGAGGGGGAAUUUGCCAUUAUGAAUGAAGUCGCAAUAGUGAAAGAGGGCUGGCUCCACAAACGAGGGGAGUACAUUAAAACAUGGAGGCCAAGGUAUUUCCUGUUGAAAAAUGAUGGAACGUUCAUUGGCUACAAGGAGCGGCCGCAAGAUGUGGACCAGAGAGAAUCCCCCUUAAAUAACUUUUCUGUGGCUCAGUGCCAGUUGAUGAAGACAGAGAGACCCAAACCAAACACAUUCAUCAUCCGGUGCCUGCAGUGGACUACAGUAAUUGAAAGAACGUUUCAUGUGGAGACUCCGGAGGAGCGGGAUGAAUGGACAAAAGCCAUCCAAACCGUAGCAGACAGCCUUAAGAAACAAGAAGAGGAAAUAAUGGAUUUUCGAUCCGGUUCGCCCAGCGAUAAUUCAGGGGCCGAAGAAAUGGAAAUUUCUAUGACAAAGCCAAAACACAAAGUAACUAUGACUGAAUUUGAGUAUCUUAAGCUUCUGGGGAAAGGUACCUUUGGAAAGGUGAUCCUAGUAAAAGAAAAAGCAACCGGGCGAUAUUAUGCCAUGAAAAUUCUGAAGAAGGAAGUCAUUGUCGCAAAGGAUGAAGUGGCUCAUACGCUGACAGAAAACCGUGUUUUGCAGAACUCUAGACAUCCUUUCUUAACGGCUUUGAAGUAUUCCUUCCAGACGCACGACCGCUUGUGCUUUGUUAUGGAGUACGCAAACGGAGGCGAGCUGUUCUUCCAUCUAUCGAGAGAGCGCGUCUUUUCUGAAGACCGGGCCCGGUUCUAUGGGGCUGAGAUUGUAUCUGCUCUAGACUACCUGCACUCGGAGAAGAACGUGGUUUAUAGAGAUUUAAAGUUGGAAAACCUGAUGCUGGAUAAAGACGGGCACAUAAAAAUAACAGACUUUGGGCUGUGCAAAGAAGGGAUCAAAGAUGGAGCAACAAUGAAGACUUUCUGUGGCACCCCGGAAUACCUUGCGCCAGAGGUGCUGGAGGACAACGACUACGGCCGUGCAGUGGAUUGGUGGGGCUUAGGAGUCGUCAUGUACGAAAUGAUGUGUGGGCGGCUCCCUUUCUACAACCAGGACCACGAGAAGCUCUUUGAGCUCAUUCUCAGCGAAGAGAUCCGGUUCCCACGCACGUUAUCGCCCGAAGCAAAGUCACUUCUGUCAGGCUUGCUGAAGAAGGAUCCGAAGCAAAGGUUAGGCGGUGGACAGGAUGACGCCAAGGAGAUUAUGCAACACAAAUUUUUUGCUGGCAUCGUAUGGCAAGAUGUGUAUGAAAAAAAGCUCGUACCACCAUUUAAACCGCAGGUGACGUCUGAAACGGACACGCGGUACUUUGAUGAAGAAUUCACAGCACAGAUGAUCACUAUCACCCCUCCUGAUCAAGAUGACAAUAUGGAUUACGUCGAUAGCGAGCGACGGCCGCACUUCCCUCAGUUCUCUUAUUCGGCCAGCGGAACGGCUUAGUGUUUCAUUUAUCCAUUCACAGGAACCAAUCAGACUGCAUUUUGGGGACCUUAUAAUUUCGACGGACACUAGAGAUCUCUCUACGAUACAUGAUUUGCAAACUAUGUUUGUACUACAGUUUAGUUGAAUUUGUAGGAAGCCUCACAGGUUGUAUAUUUAAAACAAUCCUGAUGCAUUUUUGAAUCGGAAUCUCUGAAGCGAUUUUGAGGAAGGAAGACAAAGGAUCCACUCAUAGAGCGCAAUUGAAAAUGUAAGAGAAAGGCUUUUUCUUCCGAAAAACGACCUUUUUUUGGUUUUUAAGAAUAUGCACCAAAACUCUUUUAUUUCUAGCAGUUUCAGAUUUUCCAUUAUUAUUUGGUUUUGGGGGUUUUUUGUGUGGAAAAAAGUAAAAAAGAUGAAGUUUAAGGUUUUCAACCUAGCAGCAGCAACAGCAGUGACCAUUUGAGAAAACCUCUUUUUUUUUAUUUAUUGCAUACCAUUUCAUUAUGUAAGUAGUGAACCUGCACUCUGAAUCAUUAGAUAUAUUUAGGAUGAGAGACAGAUUUAGGUAGUGCAAUACAAGCAACAAUGCAAAAAUAGUCUGGACAAACUCUGGAGACAACAAAAGGUUCAGCCGCUAUUUGGACAGAAACAAAACAAAAAAUGUCAGCAAAGUUAAGAUACUAAUUAUAGGAAUGGCACUAAUGGCCUCAAUGAGGUAAACUAUCAGCAGAACUGAUAGUUAUGCUACUACACCUUCUUAAAAGACAGUACAGUUACAUAUCAAACAGAGCUGUAUGGAACUUGAUCCAUAUUCUGCAGUGCACUGGGAGGUAGUCUACUAAAGGCAGUGAGUUUUAAUUAUUCCCUCUGAGUGUAUUUAUCUAGGUUUAAUCUUGCUGAAUAUCAGCAGAUAUCCACAGGCAUUUUCUCUUGCCAUGGCCCAUGUUGAAACCAGCAGAAGUCGUACAAGGGUCUUUCUGAACUCAUCUUCCCAGAAUAUUUUCUCAUCCCAGUUUCCUACUAGUUGUGCCUUGGAGAAACGAGCCAGUUUUACCAACUUCAACUGGGGGGGGGGGACCACAAACGCUUAUUAGUUGCAGAAUUGACCAGCGGGGAGAGGGGUGGGCAGGCAUGCCUGUAUAUUAAAUGACAAAAGGAAAAAUGCCGACAGCAACCGCACAAUAUUCUUAAGCGACGAAACAUCUUGCCAAACAAGUUGACAAGUCAAAUUUCAGGCAACGAAGCCAUAGCUUUGUUCGUAUAUUUAUAAAAGGCAGUUCUAAAAUGGGAACGUGAAAUGCACGUUGAUAUUACUACAUCCAUGUGUUCCGUCACAUGCUUCGGUGUACAUUUUUAAUGAUUAUUUUUAGGGGGGUGGGGAGGAAA